GGGAGGAUGGGGUACCUGUGGUGUGGUCAACUCAUACGCGAAAACACGAGAUAUUUUGUUGACAAAGCUUGCUUUAAAAUAUGCAGUCUAUCGAAUGCUCCAGGCUCUAUUUGCAUAUCACACGCUGUCACUUAUUUCUUUAGAUUAGUCGAAUUUCGUUCUUCGUUUCGCUUAGUGUUUGCGUUAGCAUACAAUUAAUGAUUAACGAGUUUUAAAAAGCCGUUUUAAAUCACUCGUCUCUCGCCUGACAAAUAUAAACACAGCAUGGCGGAAAGAAGAAAAUAAGCUUCGGAAUAGAGCUAGAACAACAACAAUCGCGAAUAAUCCUUCGUUAUUUUGAGUGAGCUGGUGGACUUGCGAAGAAAGAUAUAGCCUUUAAUUAAGGUUUCACGAAUAUUGGAUAAGUAACUCUUUUAUAUUUGCCACUUGUUGAAUUUAAAAAUGAUGGCUUUACAAAGCGACCAAAGUAUCGAGAUGAAUCAAAUAGUUCAACCUCUUCACACGAACCAAAAGGACAACAAACUGAGCGGAGGUCAACUUCUCAAAUGGAUGGACGCGACGGCUUGCCUCGCAGCCGAGAAACACGCUGGCAAUGCUUGUGUGACAGCAUCGAUGGACGAUCUUCACUUCGAUCAAGACAUCACUAUCGGCCAAGUAGUCAACCUCAGGGCAAAAGUGAACAGAGCGUUUAAUACCAGUAUGGAGGUCGGCGUGGUUGUCAGCGUCGAGGAUUUGAUUACUGGCGAAAAGGGGGAAGUUAGCAGGGGAUUUUUCACGUUUGUGGCUUUCGAUGCGAAGCAUAAUAAGGUCCAGUUGAGUCCAAUCGACCCAGUCACGGAAGAGGAGAGGUUACAAUACGCGCUGGCUAGCGAGAGGCGGAGAAUGCGUAUUCGACACGGGACGGACUUGAAAGAGAUGACCGAGAAACAACUAUCGAAUAAUGCGUCCCCUGCCAAGGUACAGAGCGGGGUCAAAGUGCGAGAGACGUUGAUACAGAGUGUGGAACUCGUGCUUCCUCCACAUGCUAAUCAUCACCAGAGCACAUUUGGAGGGCAGAUUCUUGCAUGGAUGGUAACCCUGUGUUCUAUUGCCGCGACAAGACUAGGCCGGACGCAUGCGCAGUUACGAAGCGUGGAUGAGGUGAAGUUCCGUGGGCCUUCGCGCGUCGGCGACAGGGUCGUCAUCAGAGCUAUCGUCAAUAACACGUUUGAAAAUAGUAUGGAAGUUGGAUGCAGGGUGGAGGCUUACGCAGUCGGCGGAGAAACGAGGCAUAUCAACAGCGCUUUCUUCACAUUUGUUGCUCCGGAUUCUAACGGAAGUGCUAAAACACUUCCGGUCGCCAUACCGGAAACGGAAGACGAGAAGAGACGUGCAGCCGAGGCGGUCGCGAGGAGAGAGAUUCGUGCGCAGAGGCGAGCAAUCCGACAGUCCAUCGGUCCAGUUAUUUCCAUUCCGUGGAGUCCUACAAAUAGCCAAAUGCUGAAUUAUAACAACAUUGAAGCGCUGACGAGACUCUAUGAGCAUACCGGGUGGGAACUGGUGAACAGCGUCCAAGGCGUGACCCUUUACAAGCGGGAGAUCUCGGGGUUCCUGUGCGUUAAAUCAGAAUUCGUCGUAGACUGUCCUGCGUGUAAAGUCUACGGCUUAAUGUGCAACGAAGAGCACCGAAAAGAGUGGGAUCCCUUCUUCGCAGACUCGAAAAUUAUCGAGGUAGUCGAUCAAGACGAUGAUAUUUACUAUUUUUUCCUGGAAAAUCCUUUGGGUGCUGCCACUAGUUCCGAUGACCCGCCUAAGGUCCUCGAGAAAAAGGAAAAGCCGAAGUCGUCCGACUCAUCCUCCGAGAGCUCUUCGAGAAAACCUAACGACAUGGUUGUGCUAGUUUCUCGUCGUGCCCCCUCCGACUCCAAAGACCACUACAUUAUCGCUUACCGGUCAGUCACGCACUCGGCUGCACCCCCCGUCCCGGAGCACAAUAGAGUGGAGAAUCUAUGCAGCGGAUGGCUGAUCAAGGGGGUCCCUGGUGAACCCAAUUGCACAACGUUGACGUAUAUAAACCAGAUGACGCGAGAGCUCACCGAGUAUGUGAUGGCGGACUUGGGCAAGGGAACAGCGGUGUACGCAUCGCGGGCUCACAUGUUGAUGGGCUUCCUGAAGGAGAAUCAGUCGAGUGAGAGGUCUGGGCUACGGCGGCAGGAGGCGUGGUGGUGAACUGUCACCAGUGUCACGCAAUGAAAUGUCACGAAAGGCUUCUUACUCCCAUCAGAUAAGAAAAUUUGUAAAAUACACCUUUUGAUUUACUAGUUACCUGAUACCCAGAAAACCGGAUGCGAUUCCCGAUGUAUGCGUUAUUAAAGCCCAAAUAAUCCUCCCCCACUUCUUACCGGGUCUCCUGUGCUCGUCGUUGAACCGCAAAGAAAAGGGAGAUCUGGGACGAGCUUAGCUUCACAACUCUUGCCAACCAAUACACGGAAUACAAGCGACUAGAUUACAGUUUGCCGAAUUGUAACUUAUGCAGUUUUUCAAAAGCUUUACUUACGAUAAUACAUUGGCAUGUUUUGAGUAGUAUACAACAUAAUUUGUGUUCACAAUGUGUUCACACUGAGAAAUAGCUCUCUCCCUCAGCUUUUAAUACAAACUACUACCAAACCAGGCGGGAACCCAGGAUUUGCUGAUAGUGGGGUGGGGAGGGGGUUGCGCAGUCAAAGGUAGCAUAUGGAAAAAAAUAAUACAUUUCUGUCGAUGAAAUGUAAUGAUAGAGGCAGAAAUGUUUAUUUUGACGGCAUGUGAAUAACACGUAGGAAUGUGAAGAAGUGCAGUAUGGGUAGGAGUAUAUAAGGUGAGACAUAGUAUCGUGCUAGUGUCUCUCUAGCCAGCUCCUCUGUUUAAGCCAUAUUGACUUUUGCUAUUUUUUUUAAUGUAUUUUUUUAACCUUUUCUUCGGCUCUUAAAAGCCCCGAGAGCACGCAAUGCUGAGCAUUGGUUCUGGGAACACGGUCCAGAGUUUUUUCAACAGGGUUUUUAUCUCUGGUUUACGUGUCCGGCUCAGUAUUAACUUCUUGUAAAUAUAAGUUAGGUGAUUAUAAUAUUGCACCUUUUCAGAUUGUAAUUGUAUUGGACAUUUAGCAGUGUUUACUGCUGGUCAGAUUGUUUUGCAUUGUAAUGUUUAUUCAGCAGUGAUUACUGCUAGCUGGGCGCUGGCUACAUAUCCAAAAUAAACAGGAGUUCUCCUGAA
Molecule: messenger RNA, 3231 nt
Organism: Nematostella vectensis (starlet sea anemone)
Lineage: Eukaryota; Metazoa; Cnidaria; Anthozoa; Actiniaria; Edwardsiidae
Product: acetyl-coenzyme A thioesterase
Exons: 1
Coding region: 442-2208 (588 amino acids)
Cellular component (GO): extracellular exosome
Molecular function (GO): lipid binding; thiolester hydrolase activity
Source: RefSeq, a predicted model, not a curated record